AUGGGAGUGCCCAGGGAACAAGUAUCCCUGGGGUGUGGGUACCCUGCAGGGGUUCCCUGGGGGUGCGACUCUGGUGAGCUGGGACUGACGGAUGUUUGCACUGUCCCAGCGGAGGAGGAGAAACCAUCCUUCUGGAACAAGAAGGCAGCUGCAGCCAUUGAAGCCUCCCUGAAAAUCCAACCCAGGAGAAGCCAAGCUAAAAACCUCCUCCUUUUUCUUGGGGAUGGAUUUGGGAUCCCCAGCAUCACAGCCACCCGCAUCCUAAAGGCGCAGCUGCAGGGGAAGCUGGGCCCUGAGACCCCUCUUGCCUUGGAUGCUUUCCCCUACGUGGCUCUCUCUAAGACCUACAGUGUGGACAGGCACGUCCCUGACAGCGCGUCGACAGCCACAGCCUAUCUCUGCGGGGUGAAGGGCAACUACAAGACCAUAGGGGUGAGCGCGGCCGCCCGAUACUUGCAGUGCAACACCACGGCCGGCAACGAGGUGAUCUCAGUGCUGCAGCGAGCCCGCAAAGCUGGGAAGUCAGUGGGCAUCGUGACCACGUCGCGGGUGCAGCACGCGUCACCCUCGGGGACCUAUGCGCACGUGGUGGACCGGAACUGGUACGCGGACUCCAGCAUGCCCCAGGAGGCGCUGCAGCAGGGCUGCAAGGACAUCGCCCUGCAGCUGGUCCACAACGUCGACAUCAAUGUGAUCAUGGGUGGUGGUCGGAAAUACAUGAGCCCCGUGGGAACGCCGGACCCCGAGUACCCCACUGACAGCGGGCAGAACGGGAUACGCGAGGAUGGGAGAAACCUCAUCAACACGUGGGUGGAGGCACGGCCGGGUGCCCGCUAUGUCUGGAACAGGACAGAGAUGCUGGCUGCUGCGGCCAACCCCAGCGUGAAUUAUUUGAUGGGUCUGUUUGAACCUGGGGACAUGAAGUAUGAACUGGUACAUAACGCCACCCUGGACCCAUCACUCAGUGAGAUGACAGAGGCAGCCAUCACCAUCCUGAGCAGGAACCCCAAAGGGUUCUACCUCUUUGUGGAAGAUAACCCACCGUGGGUGCCAUCUGCAGGUGGCAGAAUCGACCAUGGCCACCAUGAAGGCGCAGCCCAAAAGGCACUGACGGAGGCGGUGGAGUUUGACCGGGCCAUCGAGCGGGCAGGCACCCUGACAGACGAGGCUGAGACCCUCACUGUUGUCACCGCUGACCACUCACACGUGUUCUCCUUUGGUGGCUACACCCUGCGUGGCUCCUCCAUCUUCGGUCUGGCACCCAAGACAGCCAUUGACGAGAAGAACUACACAUCCAUCCUCUACGGGAAUGGGCCAGGAUACCCAGGCACUGAGCGACCCAACGUGGACCAGGACACAGCCAUGCGGUUCGAUUACCUGCAGCAGGCGGCCGUGCCCCUCAAGUCGGAGAGCCAUGGUGGUGAGGAUGUGGCCAUCCUGGCCAAGGGUCCUAUGGCCCACCUCUUCCACGGGGUGCAGGAGCAGACCUGUGUAGCCCACAUCAUGGCCUACGCCGCCUGCAUCGAGCCCUACACUGACUGCCGCCACGGGAACUCUGCCCCUGGCAUCCGCGCCACGCCCCUGGCCCUGCUCCUCCCUCCCCUCCUUCUGCCCCUCUUCCACUGA
Pseudopodoces humilis (Tibetan ground-tit) is the source of this 1626-nucleotide messenger RNA. The record is from RefSeq and is a predicted model, not a curated record. Lineage: Eukaryota; Metazoa; Chordata; Aves; Passeriformes; Paridae.